Laetiporus sulphureus 93-53 is the source of this 1780-nucleotide messenger RNA. RefSeq names its product APG6-domain-containing protein. The coding region runs from base 163 to 1626 and encodes 487 amino acids. The record is from RefSeq and is a predicted model, not a curated record. NCBI's taxonomy places the organism in Eukaryota, Fungi, Basidiomycota, Agaricomycetes, Polyporales, Laetiporaceae. Gene Ontology annotation, cellular component: phosphatidylinositol 3-kinase complex, class III, type II; phagophore assembly site; phosphatidylinositol 3-kinase complex, class III, type I. Gene Ontology annotation, biological process: late endosome to vacuole transport; autophagy; autophagosome assembly. The transcript has 7 exons.
CAUCCCUGCAACGCGACUAAUUCACAUACAGACCUGGAAACUGCAACUGCUCUGCAGAGGAAGAGCAAUAAUACGCUGCAGACACGCUUUAUCCGCAAUUGUGAUCAAAGUAGAGGGCGUGAAUUUCGAAGGUCAGAUAGUUAAUAAGACCAUAUUGUCGUUAUGAACUUUGUGUGUCAGCAAUGCAAGCAGCCGCUGCAGCUUGACGCGUCACUAGUGGACCUUUCUCCGUCCGCCUAUGAUAUGGUUGCCGCAUCCUUACCGCCUGCACCCCCCAGCUAUACACGCCAGAUCCCCGAUUCCGAGAAGCUGACUCAGCUCCCGGCGCCAGCCUCUGUCAAGGCAGCAUGGCAGCAGGCCGUGCAGGACCGGUCCGCGUCACCCUCCUCCUCCACCCAGUCCCCGCGCCAGCGCAACCCAUCGCAACGCGCAGUUGUACAGCCCAACGAGUCCUUUGUGCUACUGCAAGAUAGCAUCGUGCGCAAUAUUCCCUCUCCCCUUCCCACGGCUCCAUACACCAAGAAAGCGUCGAGUGCAAAGGCGAGGAGCAGAGGUGCACCGCAGGCGGCACCCGAGGUGAUGCAGGAGGAGACAAAGCACCCGAGCCCUUCGCCGCUGUCGCACCACCUGCGAUCCACGCUGCGUCUGUUCAACCUGCUGUCGAGCCGCACCGAUCUAGAUCAUCCCCUGUGCGCGGAAUGCACGGACAUCCUGCUAUCGGAGCUUACACGGCAGCUCGAGGAGACAAAGAGGGAACGUGAUGGCUAUAUUGCCUUCGAGAAGGAGGUGAGGAAGGAGAAGGAACGUGACGGAGACGGAAUGAGCAAGGAGGAAGCGGAACUCAAGAUCGAGAAGCUGAAAGAAGAAGAACGCAUUGCGAUCGCGAAGCUCCAGGCAGCUGAGCGAGAACGGGAACAGCUGACUGAAGAAAUGAAGGCGCUCGAGCUAGAAGAGAAGGAGUUGGAGGAGGAAGAAGCAGAAUUUUGGCGAAUGCACAAUGCCCACCUGCUCAAGUCGGCAGACCAGGCAUCACAGCUCGCCGCGCUGCAUGCAGCGUACGCAGCGGAUUCCGCAGUCUUGGAGAAGCUCGAAUGCACGAACGUCUACAAUGAUGCGUUCUGCAUAGGCCACGAAGGCGUGUUUGGGACCAUCAACGGGCUACGAUUAGGCAGAGUGCCGGGCGUGCCGGUAGAGUGGGCAGAAAUCAACGCUGCUUGGGGACAGACGCUGUUGCUUCUCUAUACAGUUGCUCGAAAGCUGGACUUCACAUUCGAGAACUAUCGCUUGGUGCCUAUGGGCUCAUUCUCGCGAAUUGAACGGACGACCGGGGACAAGGCGACGUACGAACUGUACGGCUCCGGGGACCUGCAUCUCGGGCGUCUGCUGCACAAUCGGAGAUUUGACUUUGCCAUGGUGGCGUUUCUGGACUGCCUGAAGCAGAUCGUGGACUACGCCAAGGCGCAAGGUGCCCAAACCGAGUUCCCUCAGAUUGUGAAGGACAAGAUCGGAGAGGCGUCUGUCAAGCUACAAUUCAGUCAAGAGGAGGCAUGGACGCGGGCACUACGGCAAGUGCUGCUGGCCCUCAAGACGUUGUUGAGAUGGACCACGAACGGAAGCAACGGCUGAGGCCGGCUUUCUUGUGUAAAACACUUUCCGAUCUGCGUGUCCGCGGAUCAGCGUUGAAUGAAUCGAAGUUGGACGGGGAUACUUGUAUCUAUGUAUCAUAAUGUGUUUCUAAGGUGUAAUAUCAUGCGGAACAGCGGCGCGAUGUUGAAUGUCG